Procambarus clarkii (red swamp crayfish) is the source of this 677-nucleotide messenger RNA. RefSeq names its product cuticle protein CP14.6-like. Gene Ontology annotation, cellular component: chitin-based extracellular matrix. Gene Ontology annotation, molecular function: structural constituent of chitin-based larval cuticle. The record is from RefSeq and is a predicted model, not a curated record. NCBI's taxonomy places the organism in Eukaryota, Metazoa, Arthropoda, Malacostraca, Decapoda, Cambaridae.
UCGGCAACUGCUUGGCGGUCUGGCAGAGUAUAUAUAGGCAAGUCGACGCUGGUGUCUGCACUACAUUCAUCACUACGCCCAACAACAUGAAGUUUGUUAUCCUCUCCGUCGUUGUGGCCGUGGCCAGCGCCGCCCCCCAGUACGCCGCCCCUCAGGCACCUACCCGCUAUUCAGAGUCAAGUGAAGAGGUGGCCAUUCUGAGGCACGAUUUUGUACCUGGGGACGCCGGCGCCUACAAGCUUGAUGUGGAGACUGCCAACGGCAUCGUUGUAUCCCAAGCUGGCGCUCCCAGUGGCCCAGAAGGCGCUGUGGUCAAGACCGGACAGUAUUCCUACACUGCUCCUGACGGCACUCCCGUUGUGGUGAAGUUCGUUGCCGACGAGAACGGCUACCAGCCCCAGUCUGACCUGCUGCCAGUGGCUCCUGAGUUCCCCCACCCAAUCCCUCAGUUCGUGCUGGACCAGAUCGCCUUCGCCGCUCAGGAGGACGCUGCCCGCGCCCGUGCUCCUUCUGCCAGCUAUGGCGCCCCUCAGUAAAAGUAGCAACAAGGGAAACCUGUCGAUCAGACAACCAAAUAUGAAACGUUACACGAUUUUUUCUUCUGAUCACCUAGAGUAAUUUAUUACUUAAACAAUAUUUAUGUCUUGGGUAUGUGAAUAAAACUGAUAUAGUUCUGA